UAAGCGAAUGAGUUAUCGCGAGACUUGAUUCGAUCAUGGCGUCAUGGGUAUGAUGAUGUCGUUGUUGAAACAACUUUCUCCGUAGUAAGCUGUUGAUAGUGUUUCGGGCAGCCGUUUAAACCUCGCCCACACUGUCGCAAACGGGGAAUUAAUUGCCAAACAAGCUUGCAGAUUAUUACCUGAUGUGGAGGAGUAUCUGCUACAGUACUUCAGGGACUUUUAGAAGAUUUUGUGAUGUCUUAAACCUUGAUGGGAUGAAACAUGAGGCGUCGGGUUGCUUACAACUGUGAGGAAUCGACAAUGUCAUCGAGUUCAAAGGGCUCGUCAUAUCAAUAUGACUAUCCAGGGACAUUCAAUUGGGAAGAUUACAUGAAAGAAACUGGUUCACAAGCAGCUCCUGCAUCUUGUUUUAAACAAUCUUCAACGCCACCUAACAAUGAAUUCAAAAAUGGCAUGAAGAUAGAAGCAUGCGACCCUCGUAACUUAACUUCCAUCAGUAUCGCUACAGUAGUUGGGAUGCAAGGUCCUCGUCUUCGUUUAAGACUCGAUGGCAGUGACAACAAGAAUGACUUUUGGAGAUUGGUAGACUGCUCAGAUCUUCAUUCAGUCGGCUAUUGUGAACGCAACGGAGGUUUACUGCAUCCACCAUUAGGUUUUCGGAUGAAUGCAUCAUCAUGGCCAAUAUUUUUACAGAAGACUUUAAAUGGGGCUGAAAUUGCCCCGGAAAAAUGUUUCAAAUCAGAGCCGCCUUCUCCACAUUCAAAUGACUUCAAGGUUGGAAUGAAACUUGAAGCAGUUGAUAGAAAGAAUCCACAAUUGAUCUGUCCAGCGACGGUCGGUGCGGUGAGCAACGACCAGAUAUACAUCACAUUUGAUGGUUGGAGAGGAGCAUUUGACUACUGGUGCCGUUUUGAUUCCAGAGACAUUUUCCCUGUCGGUUGGUGUGCCAAAAGUGGUCAUCCAUUACAACCUCCUGGACAGAAAGGCACGUCGCAGUACAAAUUGAACAAGGUGAUAAAGCACCAACCCAUGGUGCUGAACCUGCCGGCUCCUGGAGCAUCAUCGGCCAGUCAAGUGACCACCCCAGCCACAGGCCCUGGGGGUGGGGGGCAGUCGCGCUCAUCUAUUGCCAGUCCCUCCAGCCCUGACCGACAGCUCUCCCCACGAGAAGCCCAUUCCCCGGUAGUCAUGAUUACAGAACCAGAUACAAGUUCUACACAUAGCAGCACCACAGUGUGUGUCUAUAUCAACCGUUCAUGUAAUCCUGGAAGUUACUUGAAUCCUCGUAAGGUGCAGCAGCUCCCUUUACAUUAUGGACCUGGCACAUUACAUAGAGUUUUACGGGAAGUGGCCCAGGGCUGCAUUGAAUGUGGAAACCACGAACAGACAGUCUUCAAUCUUUUGAAGGAUGGAACUAGUAAAAUUAUUGUUACAGCAAAUAAUGGAAACAAAACUUACACCAAACGCCUCCCAUCAGCAUUCAAAAUCUCUGAUUUCUGGAGCUACUUAGAAGGUAUGAUGGAAGAGCUUGGCUGUUGCGAGAAUUUCCUAUCCAGCCAACCUUUAGAAGGUCGAUGUUCAAAGUGCCUCAAAGUUAGCACUCAUCGUAUUAAAAUAGAAGAAGACAGUCCCGAACCUCGAGAAUCUCGUCACCAUAAAGCUCCACGGCGCAGGUAUUCCAAUGAAUCUAUUGACAGUCAGAAAGGCAUUCGCAUGCACAAAAUCCAAAGAAAAAUGUCUGCUUAUGAGGCUGAAGCGAGCUCUACGACAUCAGACCACAGACCCCACAAAGUCUCAACCGAUCCCUCUGAUUGGUCUAUUGAUGAUGUAAUCAAUCACAUUUGUGACACAGACGCAGCUCUCAAACCACACACAGAAAUUUUCCGGAAACAUGAAAUUGAUGGUAAAGCCCUCCUGUUGCUCAACAGUGAUAUGAUGAUGAAAUACUUGGGAUUAAAACUAGGACCUGUUCUAAAGUUGUGUAAUAUUGUAGACAAGUUGCGAAAUUCAACGGGAGCAUCUGGAAGCAGUGGCCGAAAAUGAAAUGGUUUUUUGUUUUUGUUGUCUUUCAUCUUCUCAUUUCCGCUGGCUCUAUCUUCCAUUGUAGUGCCUCUUUUCUAAGCAACACUAUUUUCUUGAAUUAUCAGCAAUACUAACUACUUAUCAACCCACAAUUAACAUAGAAUGUGGAUUGUCUGCAUUUCACAAUGAUGAUAAUAACAACAAUAAUAAUAAUAAUAAUAAUAAUAGUAGACGUGGAUUGUCUACAUCUCACACCAAGCUCACUACAUCAGCUUUCUCAGCUUCGCCAUUGAACUGAUGCACAGAGGUUUCUCAUAAAACUGGGGAGAGGGUUUUCUAAGUAUUUUUUUUUUUCUUAGUUUCAUCAAAGACACACACACACACACACACACGCACUCAGAGACACACAUUAGCAAAGUUUGUCGACGACUCCAUUCUAUCAUCAUAUUUGUCUUGUAGUAAACAGCAUGGUAUAUUUUGUUAUCAUUGUUAUGAGGGAAGGAUGGCUUCCUCCCUAAAACGACAGUGAAAAAUGAUCCAGUUAUCGUUCGGGUCAGUGUAUUUUGUUAAGAGCUAACUUCACCCACGACCACCACCAGUGAGGAUCACCAAAGUUUAUUGCUGUUUAAAAGCAAUAUAACUAAGUGAAUCGUCUGUGAAAACUGAACAGUUUUGAAUUUUCUGCUCAACAGGCUAUAUUACUCAGUUGCACUGCGGCUCAGUAGGCUGUAUUAUUGAGUUCCGUCUAUACUCAGCAGGUUGUACUACACAUCUAUAUACUCAGCAGGCUGUAUUAUUGAAUCCCCUCAGUGUUCAGCUAGCUGUAUUGCUCAAUCACAUUUAUACUCAACAGGUUGUAUUACUCAGUUAUAUCUAGACUCAGCCGGCUAUAUUAUUCAGUGACAUCUAUACUCAACUGCCUGCAUUGCUUAGCUACUCAGCAGAUUGUAUUACUCGGCUGGCUGUGUUACUCAAUGGCAUCUAUUCUACUCAGCAGGCUUUAUUACCCAGUUUUGUCUAGAUUACUCUGCUAUCUGUAUUGUUGAGUUCCAUCUGUGUUCAGCAACCUGCAUUACUCAGUUACAUCUAUACCCAGCAGGUUAUAUAUACCUCAUUUACAAAUGACUCAUCUAAAACAGGAUUACAAAUUAUACAUACAUUCAGAAAGAGAAGUAAAAUUCUAUUGUUUAACUUGAUUUUUUUAUUCCAAUUUACACACCUGUCUAUUAAUUAACAACAAAUGAAACAUUUAUCAAUUUGUAGACCUUUGUUUUUCCCCAAUAAAUCUGAAUUAUUUUUUAAAUAACUGCUUCUUCUCUAUUUCAAGUAUUUGAAUACUUUAAUGAAGGUUUUUUUUUUUUUUUUUUUCUUAGCUUUUAUCUAAGAAAGAUGCUGUUCUUUAAAUGUGAAGUGUAGCAAGUUACUUGCCCUGCUGUAUCUAAUGUCCAUAACACUUUUCAUUGACCAAUGCUCAACAUUAUUUUCUUGAGGCUGAAUAAUUGAAAUCAGUCUUCAGAAAUAUUCUUCUUCUUCCAAAAGUAUUAUUAAUAGUGUUAUGAUGUCAACUAGUGCUUUGUCUGCACAUGUUUUUGGCAUCUUGAAUGACAGUUAAAUAUGGUUUUGCACACACACACACACACACGUCUAUAGUUUAUUAUUUAAUAAGUGUAAUUCAGUUCCUUGUGACUGUCUUACAAACCCAGAGAAAAGUUAAGCUCUUUGGAGCUGAGUCAAACUGUUAUUAAAUAACUCAUGAAAUGUGUGGAGUGUCACUUACUUUGUUUGUCCACUUAGGUGUGUGUAUGUAUGUGUGUAUAUAUAUAUAUAUAUGUGUGUGUGUGUGUAUGUAUAUACAUGUGUGUGUGUGUGUGUGUGUUUUUCAGUGCCAGUCUUCCUGUGAAACCAUCAAUUAAUAUAUGUCAUGUUAAGAAAUACAUCUUCAUCGGUUUCCCCCGUUCCAUUUAUGUCUCUCCACUCUUCAACUUGUGGUUCUGUUUCACCACAAGACUUGAUAUCUGACAAGGAAGUUUAAUAACGUGAACAACAACAACAAUAAUAAAGUACAUUUUGUCCUCCUCCUCUUACAUCAUCAUCAUCAUCAUUAUUAUUAUUAUUAUUAUUAUUAUUUUAAAGUUUCCUGUAGACUUAUUUUCUAUAAAUCUUUUCAAACAGACACUGACAACAUUUUAGAUGUGUAUUAACAUGUGUAAAAGUGGUCUGUGUUUUCUCUUUUUCUCUCUUUUUUUUUUUCUUUUUUUCUUCUCAGUAACGGGGGAUAUUUUUUCCGAGAAAACAACUGCAAAAAAGUGGCCACCACUCCUGUAAACUAUAGCUGUCAACCACCACCACCACCAUUAUCACCUUCACUAUCAUCAUGAACAUAAUCAUUGUCAUCAUCAGCCAUCAUCAUCAUCAUCAUUGUCAUCAUAUAGUAGUUAUUAAACCAUCGAGAAAGCUUAUGUGAAAAUUGCUCACUUACAAUUACUGUUGAGUACAAAUGACUAGAGACUACUACUACUUCUACUACUACUACUACUACUACUAGAGAAGAUAUAUAUCCAAUAAUAGGCCCCGUUAAGGAUUUUAUGAUACAUUUAGUGUAUUAUUUUGUCUAAUAUCAAAUUCUUCAUAAAUUCCAGUCAAAGGGGUAUUUUUUUUUUUCCUCUUCCCACCCACCCCUUACAUUCUUUACAAUGCCAUUGGAAAGCUGAGUUCUAUUAUUUUUCUGAUUCUGAUAAAUGGCAUAGAAUAUCCCAUUCUGUCAGUUAGUUAACUGAAGAUAAUAUUUAUUAAAAAAAAUUUUUAAAAAAAAAGAAAGAAAGAAAAGAAAAAGUAAAAAACCAUAUUUCUUCUCCAUUAUUCGCUACAUUGUUUCUCUGUAAAAGACACAAAACCAGAACGGGAGGCAACAGCAGCAACAACAACAACAGCAGAGGUUGUUGUAUGCUGAGGUAAAAAGGUUUUCCUUAUUGUACAAUCAUGUAAAUAAAUUUUUAAUGUGCACUCAA
Messenger RNA from Octopus bimaculoides (California two-spot octopus), 5030 nucleotides. RefSeq names its product polycomb protein SCMH1. Gene Ontology annotation, cellular component: nucleus. Lineage: Eukaryota; Metazoa; Mollusca; Cephalopoda; Octopoda; Octopodidae. Gene Ontology annotation, biological process: negative regulation of DNA-templated transcription. Gene Ontology annotation, molecular function: histone binding; chromatin binding. The record is from RefSeq and is a predicted model, not a curated record.